GUCCUAAAUUAAUACUACCCUGUGCAGUGGUUAUCUGGUGUUCAUAUGAGAUGAUUCCCAAUUGAAAGAUGAAAAGCAGAAGACAAAGGCACGUUGGUUCCUUCUCAACAUGCAUGACAUGGUAGUGGAGGUGUUGUAAUAGUGGGACCCAUCAUGCCCAUUUGUUACAUAACACCCUUUGCUUGAUCUCUUAAAUGCCCCAUGGAUGCAGUCUCCAUUCAAGGUGGCAACCAAACCCUCACCUGCUGGCAUUCAUGGCCCUGAAUUCUGAAAUGAGCUCUUCAUAAGAAGCAUUCGAAGAGAUUGAUGGGAUUUUUGGAAUUGAUGCUUCUAUAUUUGAAUGCCUGGAAGUUCAAGUGAAUCAGGAUCUGCCAGUUUCUGUUUAGGUAAUGGAUGAAGUAGAGAUUGAUGAAGACAAAUCUUUGGCCUUAACCCCGACAUGGGCUUUGGCUACAGUUAUCACUGUUAUGGUUUGUUUUGGGUUCUUCUGCCAAGCCUCUUUGAAUCAGUUUGGAAAGUGGUUAGAUAAGACUAAGAGGAAAGCACUACUUUCAGCUCUGGAAAAAAUCAAAGAUGAGUUAAUGCUUUUUGGGUUUCUGUCAUUGCUGAUGGGUCACUGGGUCGUAUUGGUGGCCAAGAUUUGUGUCAAAACAUCUGCUUUGAGCAGCAGAUUUUUCCCAUGUGCAAUAUACAAAUUGGAAGGCAGGGUUGAUUCAGCUUCAAGUUAUUCAAAUAAUUCCUCUGAUAGACAGGAACAUGAUCACUGCCCCGAGGGUCAUGAGUCUUUUGCUUCACAAGAAAGUCUGGAGCAGCUUCACCAUUUGAUGUUUGUUCUGGGCAUUAUCCAUGUUUUGUAUAGCUUUAUUGCCGUUGCCCUGGCCAUGAUUAAGAUUUAUAGCUGGAGAAUUUGGGAAAAACAAGCUAGGGAUAUGGCUACUCGGAGUGCACCUGAUUAUUCUCAAGCUGCAUUGUUUAAUAGAAGUUUCUCACGAUUAUCUACUUUCAUCUCUCACCAUACAUCCCAUCCAUGGAGUCGGCACAGAGUGCUUGUUUGGCUGCUCUGUUUCAGCCGACAAUUCUGGAGUUCUAUAAACUACGCUGAUUACAUGGCUUUGCGCUAUGGAUUUAUCACUACACAUGAACUUCCUUUGGCAUAUGAUUUUCAUAGUUAUAUGCUUCGAAGCAUGGAGGAAGAAUUUCGUGAUAUUGUUGGCAUUAGCUUGCCUCUCUGGAUCUAUGCUAUAUGUUGCAUUUUCCUGGAUUUCCAUGAGACUGAGGUUUACUUUUGGCUCUCCUUUCUUCCUGCCAUUUUAAUACUGCUAAUUGGUACAAAACUUCACCGGGUAGUCAUCAAGUUGGCUGUUGAAAUCUUGGAUGCAGCUACAGGGUUAGGAAAUCAGCAGUUAAACCUUAGGGAUAAGCUAUUUUGGUUUGGGAAGCCUAAACUUCUUUUGUGGCUAAUUCAAUUAAUAUCAUUUCAGAAUGCAUUUGAGAUGGCAACAUUCAUAUGGUCCCUGUGGGAGAUCAGAGAUUCUUCUUGUUUCAUGAGUAAUGAACUGUUUGUCAUCGUCAGGUUGAUAUUCGGGGUAGUCACCCAGUUCUGGUGCAGCUUCAUCACAUUCCCACUCUAUAUAAUCAUUACACAGAUGGAUGCAAAGUUCAAGAAAACUGUAAUCUCUGAAAAUGUAAGGGAAUCUCUGCAUGGAUGGAAAAGGAGAGUGAGGGCCAGGCACAGUUCCUCUUCUGCACGCCUGAAUGGGAUACCGUUUAGGUCCUCACAUAGUUCCACUUCUGCACACCUGAAAGGUUUAUCAUUCAAGUCCUCGAGUUCUACGACGCAUAAGCGCAAAAACAGUGAUUCUGCCUCAAGCAGCAGCAAGCAUAAAAGCACACCAGGAAUUGCAGAUAGACCAACCUCAUGUCAAGAGGCCGACGCUCAACAGGCUAACAGUAGUACUAAUAAUUUGCCUGGGAGAGAAUUUAAAAAUCUUUAAUAUUUUUAUAAAAUAUAUAAUUAUUUAAAUAUAAAAUCAAAUGUAAGGAUUAUUUUAUUAAUAAAAUAAAAUUUAAAAGACUAAAUUAUUUUAAA
Hevea brasiliensis (rubber tree) is the source of this 2089-nucleotide messenger RNA. Its product is annotated as MLO-like protein 4. Bases 390 to 1994 code for a protein of 534 amino acids. Gene Ontology annotation, cellular component: membrane. The record is from RefSeq and is a predicted model, not a curated record. Gene Ontology annotation, biological process: defense response. NCBI's taxonomy places the organism in Eukaryota, Viridiplantae, Streptophyta, Magnoliopsida, Malpighiales, Euphorbiaceae. The transcript is spliced from 15 exons.